UCAUGAAAUCGGAGUUGGUUUCUCUGCCUCAAAAAAAAAAAAAAACCUGCAUUCACUGAAAUACAUCUACUUCAGUUAUUUCAGUUUAUGCUUCUGUCUUUGAGGUAAAACAAAUAAGUACCGUCUAUGGUUAUACUGAAAAUUAUGGAGGAAGAACUGAAUUACGUCACAGUGACUUUCAAGCCUAAGGAAAAGCAAAACGACCUGGAAGGAAUCUAUGAAGAGAUGAUGACUAAGGAACAGGCAAAGGAUACAAAUCCUGUCAAACAAGAAAAUAAAAAGAAAGCUCCGCAGUAUAGCCUGCUUCAUCUGCUGGCAGCAGGUUUGGGGAUUAUUUGUGUCAUCUUGGUGUCAGUCGUCAUCAUACUCAGUAUCCACUUGAAAACAGUCAGGUCAGAGCACAGGUCAGAAAAUAUCAAUUUAACAACGCAGAAUCUGCUGCUGCGGAAGGAGAUGACAGACUUAAAGAGAAAGAGAGAAGAGCUGACCAGAGAGAGAGAUGGACUAAACUGGACCAUCAGUGUCAUCCUGGAAUAUGAGAACUUUCCAGUGCAUAGCCACUGCCCACAGAAAGUGUGUACACCUUGUCUGGACGGCUGGGUACCUUUUCAAUCAAACUGUUACAUGUUCUUUCAAUCUGAUUAUUAUUACUCUUGGAAGACGUGGCAAGGAAGUCGUGAUUACUGCAGAGAAAUGACCGCGGAUCUGGUGGUGAUUGAAAGCCAGGAGGAACAGGAAUUCAUCAGCAGCCAUAUUAAAUCCUAUGAUGAUGAAAGGCAUGGCUAUUGGAUUGGCUUGAGCAAGGAAGUGAUGGACACAUGGACGUGGGUAGAUGGAAGCAACUUCACUGUGAGGUUCUGGAAAACACAACAACCUGGCUACAGAGUGUCUUGUGCGCUAAGUCUGCCAGAAGUAGAUCCUCAGGCCAACUGGUACAAAGCAAGCUGUGACAUGAGGAACCGCUGGAUCUGUGAAACAAGUGCCUUGAUCAAACCAGUCUCAUUACUGCAGUAUCACUGUUUGACAUUGUCCGGUAAAAACGUGUCAUUAUGCAAACUGGGAAGCUGCAGUGUGGGGGAAAGAGGAAACUCUUGUUUUGUUCUCUAUGGGGUACUGCAUCACUGCCAAAUUUUGUUCAGUCACACCCUUCAAACAUCAGUUUCUCUUAAAACCUGCUCUCAUUCUCUGCACUGGAACAGUAUGGAGGAAGAACUCAAUUAUGCUACUGUGGUUUUUAAAGAUGGUGGUGGACCUCCAAAGGAGAAAAAUGAGGACUCGACAGUUUACUCUGCAGUAAAAUCUAAAGGGCUUGCUACUACUGAACCAACAGAUGGUAAAGCAGCUGCAUGCUCUCAGCACUUUCAUCUGUUGCCGGUGUGUCUGGGGCUACUUAGUGCCCUCCUGGUAGCAAGCAUCAGUGCCAUCAUCUACAUCAGUGUGGCAAUGAACGAACAGAAAGCAGACUUCAGAGCAAACCUCCGCAACCUCACAACAGAAAACCAGCAACUGAUCAUGGAGAGGAGCAUCUUAGAGAAUAACACAGAGGAGAUAAGCAGAGCCAGAGAUGAUCUCAAUUGGACGCUCAGCUUCAUCAUGAAAUUUAACACCUUUCCCGUAAAUGAAUACUGCCCUACGAAAAAGUGUCAGCCAUGUCAGAAAGGCUGGAUUCUGUUCCAGGAAAAGUGCUAUCUGUUUUACAACAAUAAUCCUUGGAAGACAUGGCAAGAAAGUCAAAAGUAUUGCAAAGACACAGCUGCUGAUCUGGUUGUUAUUGACAGUCUACAAGAACAGGAGUUCCUCAGUAACCACACAGAGUACUACUACGACAAGUAUCACGGAUACUGGCUGGGAUUACAUCAGUCUGCUGACGAAAACUGGCUGUGGACCGAUGGACGUAAUGACACACUAGGGUACUGGAUGAGGGAAACACUUGGUGAUAUUGGUAAAUGUGCACUGAUGAUCCCCAGGCUGCAUUCCACAUCCAACUGGGACCCAGCAGACUGUAAAAUGCGCAAUAAGUUCAUCUGUGAGAGAGAAGUCCUGAUAAGGUCCAAUUAUUAAGUCCCGUUAUUUUUCAUAGCAUUAUGUUCGUUUUCUCAGUGUAUUCUUGCGCUACAUGUUUGCUGCAUGCUAAACUAAAUUUCCAAAAUUGUAUCACCAGUUUUUGAAAAUGAGAAACACAUAUAAAAGAAUAAUAGAUCAGUGAUGUUCCUCAUAUAAUAAUGUAUUUGUUCAUCAUUUUGUGCACCUAAAUAAUAGUUUUGUUUACCUGUAACAUUAUUUUAAAAUGUUGUCUAUUUAAUUAGCCAUGGUGUCAGAUGUUGCAUGUCGUGCACUUAAAAGUUUGGAAAUGUAAAAGUGUCGGCAGAAGUUUUUGAUGUUACAUAAUGGCUUAUGCACACUGUGCUCAAGUCACUGCGUUUCACAUUAGACUGGACAUAUAGGAGUCUGUGUUGCCAAUGAGCUGAGACUGGUAUGUGCAAUAAGGUAGUUUCACAUCCAGGAACAUUGCACGCAUUUAAUGCGUCUUUUGAGUGAAAUCUGUUGUAAGCUACUGAGACAGACCGUUGACACACAACCUUGCGACCUUCCGGUCUGAUUUCUCCAUCUCAAUCUGCCAUGUAUGUGAUCUCUGAGCGGCCAAAGAUUUUCAGGUUCUGGAAAGUUUAAAGUUAUUAUUUGUAGUAAAAAAAAAUAAGAAAGCAAAAAAAAAAAACUGAAUUGAAAUUGAAACAACUAAAGGGCAGAGUUAUAAAUAUCAGCUUCAUAUUCAUAUGUUGAUACUGUUGCA
This is a messenger RNA of Toxotes jaculatrix (banded archerfish), 2791 nucleotides long. RefSeq lists its product as uncharacterized. The transcript has 14 exons. The coding region runs from base 127 to 2061 and encodes 644 amino acids. The record is from RefSeq and is a predicted model, not a curated record. NCBI's taxonomy places the organism in Eukaryota, Metazoa, Chordata, Actinopteri, Toxotidae.